UCUCCGAGUGCACACCCCCCCAUCUAGGCUCCCAACCCCACCCCCCAUUCUCCAUAUUUAUAGUUCUCAGUUCUCAAUCAACCUAUACAUACAGCUAUAAUAUAUACUACAUAUCUGUUGAAGCACACAUAAAGAGCUCUGGAUCAACUGCAAAAUCUUCCAGAUCUCUCUCUAUCCAGCACACACAGUAGCAGCUGUUAAAGGGUUCUUCGCCAUUUUCGUGGAGAUGGCUUCCCCUGGCAAUCCGAACCCACCAGGAGGAGGUCCUUUCGAUGUGCAGAAACUGUUCAAGCCUUCCACUCCUCCGCCGCCCCCCACCUCCAUCGCCACUUCCAACUCUAAUCCCCAGAACUUCAUCACUAAUGUUAGUAGCACUGGUACUAACCCUAAUUUGGUUUCGUCUCCUUUUCCCCCCCCUUCGGCCUCUUAUCCUCCGCCUGCCGGAGCCGCCGCUGGCGGGGGGGAUUCCUAUCCCCCACAAACAUCGCCGUUCCAUUACCAUCCGUUGUACGCCGCCUUUUCCAGUCCUCCGCCGCCCCACCAGGAAUUCACCAACGCGCACCCGCAGAGGUCCAUGUCUUAUCCUACGCCCACGCUCCAACCCCAGGUGCAAACACCUACUUCCCCACACCACCCCAAUUUCCAUAAUUCCCCUAAUUCCCAAAACCCUAAUAACCAUGGGGCUCGUUUGAUGGCCUUGUUGAGUGCACCUCCUUCUACCCUUGAAAUUAAUCAGCAGCCCACGAUGCCUAUGCCCCAAAUCCACCCAACUUCUUCCUCGACCUCUGAUGUAUCUGUGCCACAGAAUUUGAACAGUUUGCCCGCUGGGCCGGGUUUAGUGAUUUCAAAUCAGAGCCCUGUGAUGCGGAUGCCGAGCAGUAAGCUCCCAAAGGGCCGGCAUUUAAUUGGGGACCGUUUGGUUUACGACAUAGAUGUUAGGUUGCCGGGAGAGGUGCAGCCUCAGCUUGAGGUUACACCCAUUACAAAAUACGGUUCUGAUCCUGGGCUUGUUGUGGGCAGGCAAAUUGCAGUUAAUAAGACAUAUAUAUGUUAUGGGCUCAAGUUGGGUGCUAUUCGGGUGCUCAACAUCAACACUGCUUUGAGAUCAUUGCUUAAGGGUCUAGCUCAGAGGGUCACAGACAUGGCUUUCUUUGCUGAGGAUGUUCACCUUUUGGCUAGUGCAAGUGUCGAUGGCCGGGUUUAUGUGUGGAAGAUUACUGAAGGUCCAGAUGAAGAAGACAAGCCUCAAAUUACUGGAAAGAUCAUUAUUGCCGUUCAAAUUACUGGAGAAGGGGAAUCUGUUCACCCCAGAGUUUGUUGGCAUUGCCAUAAACAAGAAGUUCUUGUGGUGGGAAUUGGCAGACGUGUUUUGAAGAUUGAUACUACAAAAGUGGGAAAAGGUGAAAAGUUUUCAGCCGAGGAACCCCUUAAAUGUCCCAUUGAGAAGUUGAUUGAUGGGGUCCAACUUGUUGGUAGUCACGAAGGAGAAGUGACUGACUUGUCUAUGUGCCAGUGGAUGACCACCCGAUUGGUAUCUGCUUCAGUAGAUGGCACGAUAAAGAUUUGGGAAGAUCGGAAGUCACAACCCAUUGCAGUUCUCCGGCCACAUGAUGGCCAACCUGUUAAUUCGGUCACGUUUUUGGCCGCUCCUCAUCGGCCGGAUCAUAUCAUACUUAUCACUGGGGGUCCACUGAAUCGGGAAGUAAAAAUCUGGGUAUCAGCAAGUGAAGAAGGCUGGUUGCUUCCUAGUGAUGCUGAAUCAUGGCACUGUACACAGACAUUGGAGUUAAAGAGUUCGGAGGCUCGUUGGGAAGAAGCUUUCUUCAAUCAAGUAAUAGCCUUGUCACAAGCUGGUCUUCUUUUAUUGGCUAAUGCGAAGAGGAAUGCUAUAUAUGCUGUGCAUCUGGAAUAUGGUCCCAACCCAGAGGCAACCCGCAUGGAUUACAUAGCAGAAUUUACCGUCACCAUGCCUAUACUAAGUUUUACAGGGACGAGUGAAUUGUUGCCUCAUGGUGAACAAAUUGUACAGGUAUAUUGUGUCCAGACACAAGCUAUUCAACAGUAUGCAUUAGACUUGUCUCAGUGUCUUCCACCCCCAAUGGAAAAUGCCAUGUUUGAGAAGCAAGACUCUAGUGUCUCACUGGAUGCUGCUACUGCUGAAGGACUUGCAGAUGUGGAGCCUUCUAGAAGUAAACAAGCGGAGAUAUCUAUAUCUAGUUCUGCAUCCAAGGCAUCCAUACAUGAAAGUGGCUUGGAGAGUGCAUCUACAGUGAGAUACCCUGUUAGCUCCGCUUCUGCUGAGUCACCAAUGCCACAGGAGCUUGCUUCUGCGAGUGUGGAAACCAAACUAGUUCCUUCACCUGAGGUCACCAAUGAUUCUGAUAUUUCUUCUGCUACUUCACCUCCACUUCCUCCAAGUCCCAGGCUGUCCAGAACACUUUCUGGCUUUAGAAAUCAGUUGAGCAGCGUUGACCAUGGUCCUUCAAUUAAUGAACGCAAUUCAGAGCCUAAAAUAGUUGAAUAUUCGGUUGACAGACAAAUGGAUGUUAUUCAUAACUUACCUGAUGUUCCUCCAUUGGAUGAUGAUUUGAGGAAUGACGAUAAUAAACUUUCACAAGAUGAUUCCGUGGCCCUCAACCAUCCAAUUAAGUUCAAACACCCCACUCAUUUGGUAACUCCUUCUGAAAUAUUGAUGGCCAAUUCAGCUUCUGACGUGAGCCUUGCGAAUGAGCCCAAAACUGAUGUUGAAGUAAAUAUUCAAGAUGUGGUAAUUAGCAAUGAUGCAAGAAAUGUUGAGGUGGAAGUGAAAGUUGUGGGGGAAACAAGAUUUAGUCAAAACAAUGAUGUUGCGCCCCGACAAGAACUUCAGACUUUUGUGUCAGAAAACAAGGAAAAAUCUUUUUGCUCUCAAGUAUCUGAUCUAGGAAUUGAGAUGGCUCGAGAAUGCCAUGCCUUGUCACCUGAAACUUAUAUGGUUGACGAAGCUAGGCAGUUUAAUGGGACUGGUGAAACUGACACAAUAGCUCAACCAUCAACUGUAGGAGAAGUCAAUGAUGCAAAGGAUCUUCCAGGGAAGGUCAUUGAAUCACAGACUUCUGUGCCGACUCAACAACAACCUGGACCAAAUGUAAAAGGGAAAAAGCAGAAAGGAAAAAGUGCUCAUGGAUCACGUUCAUCUUCACCAACACGUAUUGCUUUUAAUUCACCAGACUCUUGUAAUGAACCAGGUGUCAGCUCUGGUAAUCCUCCUAGUGAUGCCCUCCAGCAAAUACUUUCCAUGCAAGAGAUGCUGACGCAGCUUGUAAAUAUGCAAAAAGAAAUGCAGAAGCAGAUAGCUAUGAUGGUUGCUGUCCCAGUUAGCAAAGAAGGCAAAAGACUUGAGGCGACUUUGGGACGGAUCAUGGAGAAAGCUGUCAAAGCCAAUACUGAUGCUUUGUGGGCUCGUUUUCAGGAAGAGAAUGCGAAACAAGACAAGGCUGCACGGGAGCGCAUGCAACAAUUAACAAAUACGAUUAGUAGUUGCUUAAACAAAGACAUGCCUGCAAUUAUAGAGAAAACUGUUAAGAGAGAACUGUCUGCUGUGGGGCAAUCUGUGGCACGAACAAUUACUCCCAUCAUCGAGAAAACAAUAUCCAGUUGCAUUGCAGAGAGUUUCCAGAAAGGGGUAGGUGAUAAAGCUGUAAAUCAACUGGAGAAAUCUGUCAACUCCAAACUUGAAGCCACAGUUGCUAGGCAGAUCCAAGCUCAAUUUCAAACUUCUGGCAAGCAAGCUCUUCAGGAAACACUAAAAUCAAGUUUGGAAACUUCUGUAAUUCCUGCAUUCGAGAUGUCAUGCAGGGCCAUGUUUGAGCAGGUUGAUGCCACAUUUCAGAAAGGAAUGGUUGAACAUACAACAGCAGCUCAGCAGCAAUUUGAGGCAUCACAUUCGCCAUUGGCAAUUGCUCUAAGGGAUGCCAUAAAUUCAGCCUCAUCAGUUACUCAAACAUUGAGCAGUGAGAUUCUUGAUGGUCAAAGAAAGUUGUUAGCGCUUGCUGUUGCAGGAGCAAACUCUAAAGCAGCAAAUCCAUUGGUUAGUCAACUGAGUAAUGGUCCUUUGGGUGCUCUCCAUGAGAAGCUUGAGGUACCUCUUGAUCCGACAAAAGAGCUAUCUAGACUGAUAGCUGAGCGGAAAUAUGAGGAGGCUUUUACUGCUGCACUGCAAAGGAGUGAUGUUGCUAUUGUAUCCUGGUUAUGCGCUCAGGUUGAUUUACCCGGAAUUUUGUCCAUGAAUCCUCUGCCUUUGAGCCAAGGCGUGCUCCUCUCUCUUCUACAGCAGUUAGCUUGUGAUAUCAGUAAAGAGACCCCUCGGAAACUAGCGUGGAUGAGGGAAGUUCUAUCUGCUAUAAAUCCAACAGAUCCAAUGAUUGUGGUGCAUGUACGUCCCAUCUUUGAACAAGUGUAUCAAAUCUUGAAUCACCACCGCAAUCUCCCAAGCACUAGUGGUACUGAGCUUUCCAACAUUCGUUUGAUUAUGCACGUAAUCAAUUCCAUGUUAAUGACCUCCAAGUGAGACUGCAAUCUGCCCGAUCCUCUAAAAUCUAAGGAGGCCGGGUCGUCAUGUGAUAUUGUAAGGUUUGUACAAAAUUCUAGGGAUACUCGGGAGAAAGAAAAAUAUGUAGAGUCAGAUGUCUCAUUGUCUUUUGUGUUUCCUCUUUUUUCACCUGAAUGCUGAAAUAUGUUAGUAGUCUGGGUUGUUUUCCAGUUUCCCUGCAGCUGUUUGAUGCUAUACUUACUGUCGAUAUUCAAUUUUGUAUCUGCGCACAGUACGCUUCUGUUUGCCCUCGAGUGUGGGCCAAAAGUUCGGACUUUCUAUUUUUAUUUA
This is a messenger RNA of Sesamum indicum (sesame), 4861 nucleotides long. Its product is annotated as enhancer of mRNA-decapping protein 4. Gene Ontology annotation, cellular component: P-body. Gene Ontology annotation, molecular function: protein binding. The record is from RefSeq and is a predicted model, not a curated record. Gene Ontology annotation, biological process: deadenylation-independent decapping of nuclear-transcribed mRNA. Lineage: Eukaryota; Viridiplantae; Streptophyta; Magnoliopsida; Lamiales; Pedaliaceae.